Molecule: messenger RNA, 2299 nt
Organism: Hypanus sabinus (Atlantic stingray)
Lineage: Eukaryota; Metazoa; Chordata; Chondrichthyes; Myliobatiformes; Dasyatidae
Product: suppressor of tumorigenicity 7 protein homolog
Exons: 15
Coding region: 294-1967 (557 amino acids)
Source: RefSeq, a predicted model, not a curated record
CUGGAACUAGCACAGGAGGAGGAGUCAGGAGGAAGUUGCUCAAGUGGUGCCGCGUUUAGAUCAGGUAUCACUUUGCAAUCCUGAGUCUGAAUUUCCUAACUGCAAUUCACCCCUUUAAAACUUUAAAUACCAGAAAGACCUAAAAGACGCUUUGUGUUUGAAAGUACGUGAUCAGGACAUUUGUCAAGGCAUAAUGUUCACACGCACCCUUUGGGACAGCGUGGAACUUCACAGCUGCCUGUUGGGGAGGACUCCUCCUGCAUCCCACAAUCCUUCAGGCCGAUCGGAUAAAUAUGGCGGAGGGGGGUUCGGCUGGAUUCGUUGAGCGACUGAAGCGAUGCGUCAGUUGGUCUUGGACCUAUUUGUGGGCACUCUGGUUUGUUUUGGUGUUUGGCCUCCUCUACAUCCUGCGGGCACCGCUCAAGCUGCACGAGAACCUCAGCGCAGUAACUGCAUUUCUCAACACAUUGACUCCGAAGUUCUAUGUGGCAUUAACAGGGACAUCUUCACUCAUAUCAGGACUCAUAUUAAUUUUUGAAUGGUGGUAUUUUCGUAAAUACGGCACGUCCUUCAUUGAGCAGGUCUCUGUGAGCCAUUUGCGGCCACUUCUUGGCGCAGUGGAUAAUAACACGCCUACGAUUAACUUUACUGCCAGCAAUGGAGAAGCUGAGUCGAACAGGCAAAAUGUUUCAGAAUGUAAGGUAUGGAGAAACCCACUGAACCUAUUUAGAGGAGCUGAGUACAACAGAUACACAUGGGUCACAGGAAGAGAGCCUUUGACAUAUUAUGAUAUGAAUCUGUCUGCACAGGAUCAUCAGACAUUUUUUACGUGUGAUACAGAUCAUGCCAGACCCGCAGAUGCAGUGAUGCAGAAAGCUUGGCGAGAGAGGAAUGCUCAAGCUAGAAUGAAGGCAGCAUAUCAAGCAUUGGAAUUAAACAAUGAGUGUGCCACUGCAUAUGUUCUCCUGGCUGAGGAGGAAACAACAACAAUACUUGAAGCUGAGAAAUUAUUUAAGCAGGCACUGAAAGCUGGGGAGGUGUGCUACAGGAGGAGCCAGCAGCUUCAGCACCAUGGUCCACAACAAGAGGCACAGCACAGGCGAGACACAAAUGUCUUAGUUUACAUCAAACGAAGGCUUGCAAUGUGUGCGAGAAAACUGGGAAGAAUACGAGAAGCAGUGAAACUAAUGAGAGAUUUAAUGAAAGAGUUUCCACUCCUUAGUAUGUUGAAUAUCCAUGAAAAUUUAUUAGAAGCUCUUUUGGAGCUUCAGGCAUAUGCUGAUGUACAGGUAGUCUUGGCCAAAUACGAUGAUAUUAGCUUGCCAAAGUCAGCAACUAUAUGCUAUACAGCCGCACUGCUAAAAGCACGAGCCGUUUCAGACAAGUUCUCACCAGAGGCAGCCUCUCGGCGAGGACUCAGCACGGCAGAAAUGAAUGCUGUGGAAGCAAUACACAGAGCAGUGGAGUUUAACCCACAUGUGCCAAAGUAUUUACUAGAAAUGAAAAGUUUAAUUUUGCCACCGGAACACAUUCUGAAGCGGGGAGACAGUGAAGCAAUAGCAUAUGCUUUCUUUCACCUUCAGCACUGGAAGAGAGUGGAGGGAGCCCUUAACCUAUUGCACUGCACAUGGGAAGGCACUUUUCGAAUGAUCCCAUAUCCCUUGGAGAAAGGUCAUCUUUUCUAUCCAUAUCCCAGCUGCACAGAAACAGCAGACCGAGAGUUAUUGCCAUCUUUCCAUGAAGUUUCAGUGUAUCCAAAGAAGGAGCUCCCAUUCUUCAUCCUGUUCACAGCAGGGCUGUGUUCAUUCACUGCCAUGUUGGCACUUCUCACACACCAGUUUCCAGAACUUAUGGGGGUCUUUGCUAAAGCUUUCUUCAGUACACUCUUUGCACCCUUCAACUUUGUGAUGGAGAAGAUCGAGAGUGUCUUACCCUCCAGCUUCUGGCACCUGCUGACCCGAAUCUGACAGAAAUAGUUCAUAAUAAACAGAUCCAGCUCUUCUUUUCUCCCCCUAAUCCAGCAACACCACAACGACCCCCCUCCACCCCACCCCCAUCCCAACCUUACUCUGUGGAUCUGUCAGUUGCAACAGAACACUGGCCAGGCUGAGGCAUAGGAAGGGAGAAGCCAAGGAGAAAGCUACUACUGCAAGUCGAGACACUGUUACUUUUGCCAGGUCUGGAUACGUUAACCUUUUAUCAAAGAACUGAGGAGAAAUUCAGUUUUUUUCUCACAGAAGUGGAGAGAUGGACAGAAAAUUAAAAGGAGAAAAAAAUAAAGUUAAAUUUGUGCAAUGUC